Molecule: messenger RNA, 2768 nt
Organism: Onychostruthus taczanowskii (white-rumped snowfinch)
Lineage: Eukaryota; Metazoa; Chordata; Aves; Passeriformes; Passeridae
Gene: DKC1
Product: dyskerin pseudouridine synthase 1
Exons: 13
Coding region: 16-1509 (497 amino acids)
Biological process (GO): rRNA pseudouridine synthesis; box H/ACA sno(s)RNA 3'-end processing; mRNA pseudouridine synthesis
Cellular component (GO): box H/ACA snoRNP complex
Molecular function (GO): pseudouridine synthase activity; RNA binding
Source: RefSeq, a predicted model, not a curated record
GCUUCCCCCUCGCUGAUGCCGCUUAACUUCACCCCCCAGGACAUCCAGCACACCGAGGACUUCCUCAUCAAGCCCGAGUCCCGCGUGGCCCAGCUGGACACGUCGCAGUGGCCCUUGCUGCUGAAGAACUUUGACAAGUUAAAUGUGAGGACAGCACACUACACGCCUCUUCCUUCUGGUGCUAAUCCCCUGAAGAGAGAGAUUUCUGACUAUGUUAGGUCUGGCUUUAUUAACCUCGACAAACCCUCCAACCCAUCCUCUCACGAGGUGGUUGCGUGGAUCCGGCGCAUCCUGCGAGUGGAGAAGACAGGGCACAGUGGCACCCUGGACCCCAAGGUGACUGGGUGCCUCAUCGUGUGCAUCGAGAGGGCCACACGGCUGGUCAAAUCUCAGCAGAGCGCAGGCAAAGAGUAUGUGGGAAUUGUUCGGCUGCACAAUGCCAUUGAAAGUGAGGCUCAGCUGGCCAGGGCCAUAGAAACCCUGACAGGUGCCUUGUUCCAGCGGCCCCCCCUCAUUGCUGCUGUCAAACGACAGCUGAGAGUCAGAACCAUCUACGAGAGCAAGCUGGUGGAGUAUGAUCCUGAGAGAAGAUUAGGUAUCUUCUGGGUGAGCUGUGAAGCAGGCACAUACAUCCGAACCCUGUGCGUGCACCUGGGGCUGCUGCUGGGCGUGGGGGGCCAGAUGCAGGAGCUGCGCCGAGUCCGCUCGGGCAUCCUGGGAGAGACGGACAACAUGGUGACCAUGCACGAUGUGCUGGACGCCCAGUGGCAGUACGACAACCACAAGGAUGACAGCUACCUGCGAAGGGUCAUCCUGCCCCUGGAGAAGCUGCUGACUUCACACAAGAGGCUCGUCAUGAAAGACAGUGCAGUUAAUGCCAUUUGCUAUGGAGCCAAGAUCAUGCUGCCUGGUGUUCUGCGGUAUGAGGAUGGCAUUGAGCUUAAUCAGGAGAUUGUUGUCAUCACCACAAAAGGAGAAGCCAUCUGCCUAGCCAUUGCCUUGAUGACCACAGCAGUCAUUUCUACGUGUGACCAUGGUGUUGUGGCAAAGAUCAAGAGAGUGAUCAUGGAGAGAGACACAUACCCCCGGAAAUGGGGGCUGGGUCCCAAGGCCAGUCAGAAGAAGAUGAUGAUCCAGAAGGGUCUGCUGGACAAGCAUGGAAAGCCCAAUGAGAGCACACCAGAGUCCUGGAAGAUGGAAUAUGUGGAUUACAGGGAUACUUCCAGGAAAGAAGCAGCUGCUGAUCACCAAGCUGUUUCAGAGGUGGACAGGGCAGCAAAGAGAAAGAGAGACUCCGAGAGUGAAAACGAGGAAGCUGUGACCCCACCAUCCCCUGCCACCCCACCACCAGAGGAGCUGAGCAAAAAGGAAAAGAAGAAGAGGAAGAAAGAGAAGAAGGCCCAAGAGGCAGCUGAGAGUGGGGGAGAACAAAUGGAGAGGACCAGUGAGAGCAGCAGUAAGAAGAAGAAGAAGAAGAAACAGAAGGAGGUAGAAGAGAGCUCGGACUAAGCAGCUGGGUCUGUCCAAAGCAGGCACUCUCAUCAGUGUAAGGAGGGAGGAGUUUUAGGCCUUGAGAAGAGGACUGGCUGCAUGGCAGAGGAGCCAGCAAGCUCAAGUUCUUUUCUGCUGUUUAUACGAGUGAGUGGGUGUUUGUCCUGCUCAGGUGCCCCUCCUCAUCCUGUUUUAAGGGUUGCCAGAGGAGCAGGGUGCCUGUCCUUGCACUGGAUUGAUCUCUAAAGCUGAGCACCAUGCUGCCAACAGAAGUGGUAUCUUCAGGGAAAUUGUACUUUCUGGCUCUUCCUUGGUCUCUGUUUCCACCUAGUGAGGGUGGAAUAAUCUUUCUGCCCCCUCAUGUACUGCCUCUUUCUUCCUUUUCUCCCAAGGCUGAGGCUGUUACCUGACAGUUAAAGAAUGUGUUGCUUCCUGGAGGAGUGGCUUUGUCACAGCCCAUGUGAAUGGAUUCCCAUGGGGACAGAUCACUUAUUUCUGAAGGACUGUUUUGUUUUAACCUGGCCACAUGCUUGGCUUCAUCUUCAGUUAAAUGAGAACAAAUAGUCCACUCAGAUUGUUUUUCACUCCUUUUUUGACCUUUAUCAUGAAAGGAUUAGAGAAUUUAAUUCCUCCUUUUUGCUUAUAGCACGAGGACGUGCUUGUUCAUGGUGUGCUGAUUCCCAAGCCCAGCAGCCUCAGUGACUUGGGCAGUGUGUCCCUUUUGCUGGCUCUUUGCUCUUCUCUACCCCUUUGUUGGACUGCUUUUGGUUUCCUGGCCUGGUUCUGAUGCCCAGUGUGCUCCGAAGGCUGGAGGUGGGGAUGUGGCUGGAGGGCAGGAGGUGAGCAGGAGGUGAUGACAUGUUCUUCAUGCUGCUGGGACUGGAGUCUCCUGAGGAAAAGCUCUGCCAAGGGGCACUGGCUGUGGGCUUGAACGGUUUCAGAUAAAUCUGUUGCUAACCUAUCUGGAAUGACUUCUGAGGGCAGAAGGUCUCUCCUCUGUCACAGGGGUAGUGCUGAGCCAGAAUUUAGUUCCUUUUAAUAAGGAAGGACCCCAGGCUGCUCUGAGUUUCAUCCCUGCAGAGAUUCUGUUAACUGUUGGUUUAACCUCGUGCAUUGCUUUAGUCUUAAUGGUCUAUCCUCCCCUCCAGUGCUGGAGAUGCAGGCAAUGGGGACAGCAGCUGGUGGGUGUUACUUGAGCACAUUAAAAAAAAAAUGGUCCAUUUUUAUUUACUCUUUUUUACAAAAAAUAAAUAAAACUUCCCGUUUUGAACAGGUGA